AGUGCAACCUGAGCUACCAGAAAGGGACAGCUGAAUCUCCGUGUGUCCCAGCUGACUCUUAUCUCAGGUGGACAUGGCCUGCAGGGGUCGCACUCGACCCAGGGGCCUGGUCUGGGCCCUGCAACUGACUCUGGCAUGGAUCCUGCUGGGGGCUUGUGGAGGGAGCCACCCACUCCCAGCUAGGUCCUGGAGACAUCAUCGGCUAGCAGCCGAUCUGGGCACAGUCCAGCUGCACCAGGCAGCGAUGGACACAUCAGAGGUAUCAGGCCUUGGGAUCAGCGCGGAGAGCUGUGGGGAGCUGAGCCCCAGGUGUGAAUCAUUUCUGGGACACCUCCAGGUUGCCCUUCGCAGUCGCUUCCACCUGCUUCUGCUGGGGGUACUCCAGACACAACCGCUCUGCUCAGAGCUCUGCGAUGCCUGGUUUGCCACCUGCGAAAGUGAUUUCACCUGCAGCUCGACUUGGCUCCCACUAGUAGAAAAGAGGGGCUGCAAGCCCAUCUGCAGUACCUAUGGGCAGACUUUCGCUGAUGGAGCGGGGCUUUGCCGCUCAGUUCUGGGCUACGUGCUACCAGUAGCGGAUCCUGGCUCCAGUCACUGCCUCAAUAUUUCCAUCUCAGUGCUAUCCCGUCCCAGACACGCACGGCGGGCCCGGGAAACCACGUUCCCACGCUCUCGUCGCCCUCGCACCUUGAUUCUGGACGCUGCAGGCAGCGGUAGUGGCAGUGGAAGCGGCAGCGGCCCCUAGGGGGCGUACGGCCUUGGAAGGAAGAGGCACCGCCUCUCUCCCUGCAGCCCCGGGAGCCACGCGCUCCGCCCCUCAAGACACCCAGAGUUCUAUCCUUCUCUCUCUCUGCCUUCUAGUUUGCAAAGUCCUAUCCUUCUUCCCUGGGGCCCCGGAGACUCGCCCCUCUCCACAUAGUUAAGAAAUUUCCAAUUGUAGUUUAUUUUUUCCCCUGAAUAAAGUCGCCAGUU
Molecule: messenger RNA, 972 nt
Organism: Phacochoerus africanus (Common warthog)
Lineage: Eukaryota; Metazoa; Chordata; Mammalia; Artiodactyla; Suidae
Gene: RTBDN
Product: retbindin
Exons: 5
Coding region: 74-745 (223 amino acids)
Cellular component (GO): external side of plasma membrane
Molecular function (GO): signaling receptor activity; riboflavin transmembrane transporter activity; riboflavin binding
Source: RefSeq, a predicted model, not a curated record